Pocillopora verrucosa is the source of this 792-nucleotide messenger RNA. The record is from RefSeq and is a predicted model, not a curated record. Lineage: Eukaryota; Metazoa; Cnidaria; Anthozoa; Scleractinia; Pocilloporidae.
UAAAACACCAAGAAUUAUGCUGUUCUCAGUUAUUAAGGCGUUUUGGGCAGUUUUUACGCUCCUCUAUUUGGCCCAAAUUAUCAACUCAGCUCCUUGCGGAGUGACGUUAGUUACACCAAGAAAAGUCGUGGAAAGAGUUUCCAGGUCUGGUUGGUUACUGGUGCGAGGAAAUUCAUGGGAGGAUUUUAGGAAAAGUUUGAAUAUUCGGCCUCGCCAGAGGAGAAGCAUUGAUCAAAGAAAAUCCCGUCACUGUAAUUGGACUGACGAGCUUGACGAGAACGUAAAUAGAAAGCCAAGAUUUUUACACAAAGCAGUACUAGUGUGCAAAAGUUGCUCUUCGUUUUGCAAGCCCGUGGAGUUUGAUCAUAAGGUACUUGUUAAAGAUUGUAACGCCAGUCUAAGAACUCACAGAGAGAGAAUGGACGUCUGGAAAUGGGAGACAGUGACACUACCAGUGGCGUUUGUGUACAAUCCUUAAAAAAACACCAAAUCGAUGUAGCUACUUUCAAUGUGUCAUCGUGACAUUGGGAAUAUACGACACAAGAUUUGGAUGAAUCUGCAAAGUACCUCAAAGAGAUAAGCUAUAUAAUCUAUAAAUAUGAAAACCACUUAAACGAGUGACGAAAGGAAGGAGAAAAAGAAGGACAUAAACGAACUAAUAUAAAAAAGAAGAUGGAUGUGAACUCCGAAAGUAGUUCAGAAGGAGAGCCUCUGUGUAGACACGCACUUAAAUUCAAUAUGAUGUAAAAGUUAUAAAUAUUUCCUUCUAUCAUAAAGUAGGCAGAUAAAGAA